Molecule: messenger RNA, 2190 nt
Organism: Dicentrarchus labrax (European seabass)
Lineage: Eukaryota; Metazoa; Chordata; Actinopteri; Moronidae
Gene: tbx16
Product: T-box transcription factor 16
Exons: 9
Coding region: 376-1779 (467 amino acids)
Biological process (GO): pattern specification process; cell fate specification; heart morphogenesis
Cellular component (GO): nucleus
Molecular function (GO): DNA-binding transcription factor activity, RNA polymerase II-specific; RNA polymerase II cis-regulatory region sequence-specific DNA binding
Source: RefSeq, a predicted model, not a curated record
UUCCUGUGGGGACGGUAUCAAGGCUCUGUUAAGUCUCUUUGAUUUCCAGCACCUUCCAAUCACAGCGGGGCACUGACUCAUCAUUGUGCCACUUCAAAGCCUGGGAACGGCUCUCUUGACCCCACCCACCCCUCGGCUCUCCUUAAAAGUCAUGGUCACCUCUUUCUGAAGGACUCACCAGCUCUGAAUUAUCUCCUGCAACAACACUGACUAACCUCCUGACUCCCUGAGCUGCUGGAUUUCUUGGCUGUUGGUUUUUUUUUACACACAAGGAGCUGAAGAAACACUUGGAUUUCACGGACACUUGGAUUGAUUAUUGGCCUUCGGUGCAUGAACCUCUUCAAGCUUUCACUGUGCUACAGCUGAACCUGAAGCAUGCAGUCCAUCAGAGACUUGAAGCCCAACUUCAGCGGCCCUCCUCCCUCCUCCAUGGCUGCUGGCCCCGAUGCCUAUCACCAGGGCAACAUCAGGAUGACUCUGGAGGACCCCGAACUCUGGAAGACCUUCCAUGAAAUAGGGACAGAGAUGAUCAUCACUAAACCCGGCAGGAGGAUGUUCCCACACUGUAAAAUUAACCUCUCGGGCCUGAUUCCAUGUGCCAAGUACAUCUUACUGGUGGACAUGGUCCCUGAGGAUGGAUUCAGGUAUAAGUGGAAUAAAGAGAAAUGGGAGGUGGCAGGAAAAGCGGAGCCCCAGCCUCCCUGCAGGACCUACCUCCACCCCGACUCUCCGGCCCCAGGGAGCCACUGGAUGAAGCAGUCCGUCUCCUUCCUCAAGCUCAAGCUCACCAACAAUACACUCGACCAGCACGGCCAUAUCAUUUUGCACUCCAUGCAUCGCUACCACCCACGCUUCCACAUCGUCCAGGCUGACGACCUAUUCAGCGUCCGCUGGAGUGUUUUCCAGACCUUCACCUUCCCCGAGACCUCCUUCACCGCAGUCACAGCCUACCAGAACACCAAGAUCACAAAGCUGAAGAUCGAUCACAACCCGUUUGCAAAAGGUUUCCGGGAUGAAGGCACCAAUAAAAAGAGACGUGCCAACAAGAGCCCAGCCUGCCUGGAGAAACGAGCCAGGAUGUCGGACAUCUUGAACAGGGACUCUGAGGAGGACAGUCCACCAGAUUUCUGCCCGUCAUCCUACGAGGGUUACGACGGAGAGGAAGUCGACCUGCCCAAAAGGAAAGAGGAUGAGGCAGUUAAAGAGGAGCGUUACUCCCCGUGGGCUGCAGAGAAGGAGCACAGCGUGAGGACGGACUCCCCCGCUGGGGCAGACCCCAGAGACAUGUACAACACAGAGCAGCUUGUUCCUGCUCCAGCCUCCUACCAGCCGUACAGGUUCCACGAGUACGGAAAGUCUCCCUCGCCGUCCUCCAGCAUCGGCAGCAGCAACAGCGGGUCCGGACGCAGCAGCUUUGAGUCCAGAGUCCCCGACGUCGCCACCGUGCCCAACCACGACUCUUCAAAGCCUCGCACACACGAGAUCGGCCCUUCCCCUUGCGGCCCCCAGCACCUCCCCACCCCGCAGGACUACACCGGGGUCCUAAACAUGACCAUGGCCCAGGCCGGCAAGCCCGGGGGGGUGAUCGGCCACCACAUCUACAGCCCAUAUGGCGCCGAGCAGCCCCUGGGUCAGUGGGGCGGCCCCGGUCCCGCCCAGUACCCCCCGCCUCACCACCUGACCGCUGACUACACCACGCAAGCUGUGCACCACGGCUAUCACCAUGGCAACGUGGCUGAGUGGAGCCAGUACCCGCUGUUCUCUUAUUCCUGCUGGUGAGCGGAUCUUCAGCGUUAACUGACUGAGAGUGACUGCACGGGGGCUGCGGGCCGACCCGCCGCUCACAGCUCUGAGGAUGCAUGCCCAGACGAGGCUGAGGGCCACAGGACCGCCACAACAACAACAACAACAACAACAACAGCAAAGACUGAAAGAUGGCGAGGAGGAGCCGCCUGUUGCUGCCUUCCGCUCAGAACCGGCAGGGUUCAGGCUCCGGUUGUAGGGGACUGAAAGUGUGCUGCUCCAUGAUUGUUUUACUGUUGAAUUGUCUAUUUAUUUUGUAUUUCAUCUCAUCUCCAAGUGGAAAUAUUAUUUUUGUAAAAGAAAAAGAGAGAGAGUAAAAACGUAAGUGUGCAAUUAAUGUCUGUCUUCAAAUUGUGAUGUGAUCUGAAAAUAAAAUCCUAAAAGUGA